This is a messenger RNA of Phytophthora infestans T30-4, 722 nucleotides long. RefSeq lists its product as uncharacterized. Bases 54 to 722 code for a protein of 222 amino acids. NCBI's taxonomy places the organism in Eukaryota, Oomycota, Peronosporomycetes, Peronosporales, Peronosporaceae. The transcript has a single exon. The record is from RefSeq and is a predicted model, not a curated record.
CAAGCACACAAGCUGAUAAAAGCACACCACAAUCUCAAACCGACCAUAUCAUCAUGGGUAAACCCGACAACCGUAGCAUCGCUGCUGAGAAGGAGUUCGCCUCUCUGGCGCAAGUGCUGGUCGAGAGUGCUAACGACGCGGCGCACUGUCUCAAGGUGCUUAAAAAGAACCUGACGGAGUACGAUAGUCGACAUGGCAACCGCUUCCGGGGCACGGCCAAGUCGUACUUGCGGAGUGAUAUCCGCAACGCGAAGGACGUAUCGGCGGAACUUCAGCACGUGGCGCAUAAGAUCAACAAAAGCCACAAAUGCUCCAAAAAGGAGAUAGCCUCAGCCCGGAAGCACAUGAACGCUACAUCCAACGCUUUGGACAUCUUGAAGACGACGGCCCGCAACUACGAUGAAAAGCAUGGACACGCGACAGGCGUCAAGGGCGCCAUCAAAAAUGCCGUUGACGGUUCGCACGACAACGACAUCAACGCGAGGGCGGACUAUCAUGGGGACCAUCACCAUGGUGGGAUUCUAGGCAGUUCAGAUACCGUUGAAGAACUCGUGAAGACAACUCUGCGAAACAACUUAAACCUCAGCGUACUGAUCUACCAGAUCAACACUGCGGAGAAAGCGAUGUCGCCAUCCAUUGUUGAGAAAGCUAAGGAAGCGAUGCACGGGGUAAAGGAGAAAUUGACGGGGGACCCGACUCGCAGACACUCAAUUACUUCGUAA